This is a messenger RNA of Carya illinoinensis, 1554 nucleotides long. RefSeq names its product wall-associated receptor kinase-like 2. Gene Ontology annotation, molecular function: protein serine/threonine kinase activity; ATP binding. The transcript has a single exon. Gene Ontology annotation, cellular component: plasma membrane. Gene Ontology annotation, biological process: protein phosphorylation; cell surface receptor signaling pathway. Bases 245 to 1366 code for a protein of 373 amino acids. The record is from RefSeq and is a predicted model, not a curated record. NCBI's taxonomy places the organism in Eukaryota, Viridiplantae, Streptophyta, Magnoliopsida, Fagales, Juglandaceae.
UAUUUUAUCUACGUACUUUCCUUUGUCAAUAUAUAGCUAGCUCGUUUCUAAUGUAUCUGCAAGCUCUUGGAGUGCUGCUAAAAUACUUUGCUUUCAAACACUCGAAGAAGUUGUCUGCUACUUUAUCUAAUUUACUAUUGCAAGGAGGAAAAGUUAUUAAUGGCUUUUGAGUUGCUUGAGUUGUGAUUUCUUUCCAAUUUCAUUUAAUUGAGCAGGAAUUAGCACGAGCCUUGGAGUAUUAGUUAUGCUUAUAGGCGGAUGGUGGUCAUACAAAGUAGUAAAGAAAAAGAAGAUGAUUAAACAGAGGGAGAAGUUCUUCAAACGAAACGGUGGACUACUGUUACAAAAGCAAUUGUAUUCAAGUGAAGGGAAUCUUGGAAACAACAAAUUGUUUAGUUCAAAAGAUUUGGAGAAGGCCACCGAUCACUUUAAUGCAAAUAGAAUACUUGGCCAAGGAGGACAAGGAACUGUUUACAAAGGCAUGUUGACGGACGGAACAAUUGUUGCAAUAAAAAGGUCCAAGAUAAUUAAUGAAGGACAACUAGAAGAAUUCAUUAAUGAAGUUGUCAUUCUUUCACAGAUUAAUCACAGGAAUAUAGUUAAGCUGCUUGGCUGUUGUUUGGAGACAGAAGUUCCUUUACUAGUUUAUGAAUUCAUUGCUAAUGGAACUCUUUCACAAUAUCUCAGUGACCAAAAUGAAGAGCUUUCACUAACAUGGGAAAUGCGCUUACGAGUUGCCAACGAAGUUGCCGGAGCUCUCUCUUACCUACACUCAGAAGCUCCAUCUCCUAUUUAUCACCGUGACAUUAAGUCAACAAACAUACUCUUAGAUGGUAAGUAUAGAGCAAAAUUAGCAGACUUUGGAACUUCACGAUCCAUUACUCUAGAUCAAACUCACCUGACUACAAAAGUUCAAGGUACUUUUGGAUACUUGGAUCCAGAAUACUUCCAGACAAGCCAAUUUACAGAAAAAAGUGACGUUUAUAGUUUUGGUGUUGUCCUUGCUGAGCUCUUAACAGGUGAAGAAGCCAUAUCUUCGACAAGGACACCAAAAAUCAAAAGUUUAGCCACAUAUUUUGUUUGCUCCAUUGAAGGGAAUCAUUUUUUUGAUAUCGUCGACGAUCAAAUUUUGAAGGAAGUCAAGAAAGAAGAGAUUGUUGCAAUUGGAAACCUUGUAAAAAGGUGUUUGAACUUGACCGGUAAGAAACGGCCAACGAUGAAAGAAGUCGCAAUGGAGUUAGAGGCAAUUAAAACUUCAGGGAAAGCUUCUAACUUUCAACAAAAGUAUGAUGAGAACGAAUAUGUCAAAAUUGAAAUGUACGAAGAAUGGGAUGCUGGCUCUACCUCAAGUACUGGUACUACAUGACACACUUCAUGCAUAGACAGUGGCAUAACUAAUUUGUCUAAUUUAGACGCUCAACCAUAAUUAUUCUCUUCUUAAUUAGGAUAGGUCAAAUAUAAUUUUGUGCCGUAUGGAGUACUUAGGAUUGCAGAAUUUGCUGAUAUAUUCAUUGUAUUUUAAGAAUAAUUCAAUAAAUUUAUAAUCUCUGUACA